AUGGAGGACCAGAUGACGGGGCACAACAAGGAGAGGCGUUAUGAGUGCGACGUGUGUGGCAAGGCCUGCCGGAGCCCGAGCGAGCUGGAGACCCACCGGCGGGUGCACACGGGAGAACGGCCCUUUGCCUGCUCGGACUGCAGCAAGAGUUUCAAGACGGCGAGUGACCUGGAGACCCACCGGCGGGUGCACACGGGCGAGAAGCCCCAUGGCUGCUCCACCUGCGGCAAGAGCUUUGCCUUGUUGUCGGGGCUGCGGGCUCACGGGCCGGUGCACAGCAGUGAACGGCCCUUCACCUGCUCCGACUGCGGCAAAGGCUUCAAGUCGUCCAAGGAACUGAAGGUGCACGGGCACGUGCACACCAGCGAGCGCCCCUACACCUGUAGCGACUGCGGCAAGGGCUUCACCCAGUACAGCGGCCUGCAAAAUCACCAGCGCACCCACACCGGCGAGCGCCCCUACACCUGCGCCCAGUGCGGCAAGGGCUUCACCACCUCCACCAGGCUGCUGAUACACCAGCGCACCCACACCGGCGAGCGCCCCUACACCUGCGCCCAGUGCGGCAAGGGCUUCACCCAGUCCAGCAGCCUGCUGGUUCACCAGCGCAGCAUCCACACCGGCGAGCGCCCCUACACCUGCGCCCAGUGCGGCAAGGGCUUCACCAACUCCACCAGGCUGCUGAUACACCAGCGCAUUCACACCGGUGAACGCCCAUACACCUGCGCCCAGUGCGGCAAGGGCUUCACCCAGUCCAACAGCCUGCUGGUUCACCAGCGCAGCACCCACACCGGCGAGCGCCCCUUCACCUGUGCCCAGUGCGGCAAGGGCUUCACCAACUCCAGCAGCCUGCUGGUUCACCAGCGCAGCACCCACACCGGCGAGCGCCCCUACACCUGCGCCCAGUGCGGCAAGGGCUUCACCAACUCCACCACGCUGCUGAUACACCAGCGCAUCCACACCGGCGAGCGCCCCUACACCUGCGCCCAGUGCGGCAAGGGCUUCACCCAGUCCUCCAACCUGCAGAAUCACCAGCGCACCCACACUGGCGAGCACCCUUACACCUGUGCCCAGUGCGGCAAGGGCUUCACCAACUCCGGCCACCUGCUGGGCUUCACCAACUCUGGCGCCCUGCUGGUUCACCAGCGCACCCACACCGGUGAGCGCCCCUACACCUGCACCCAGUGCAACAAGGGCUUCACCAACUCUGGCGCCCUGCUGGUUCACCAGCGCACCCACACCGGCGAGCGCCCCUACACCUGCGCCCAGUGCGGCAAGGGCUUCACCACCUCCACCAGGCUGCUGAUACACCAGCGCAUCCACACCGGUGAGCGCCCAUACACCUGUGCCCAGUGCGGCAAGGGCUUCACCCAGUCCAACAGCCUGGUGAAGCACCAGCUCACCCACACCGGCGAGCACCCCUACACCUGCGCCCAGUGCGGCAAGGGCUUCACCUGCUGCACCACGCUGCUGGUGCACCAGCGCACACACACCGGCGAACGCCCCUACACCUGUGCCCAGUGCGGCAAGGGCUUCACCCAGUCUACUCACCUACUGCUUCACCAGCGCACCCACACCGGCGAGCGCCCCUACACCUGCGCCCAGUGCGGCAAGGGCUUCACCCAGUCCUCCAUCCUGCUGAAGCACCAGCGCACCCACACCGGCGAGCGCCCCUACACCUGCGCCCAGUGCGGCAAGGGCUUCACCCAGUCUACUCACCUGCUGGUUCACCAGCGCACCCACACCGGCGAGCGCCCCUACACCUGCGCCCAGUGCAACAAGGGCUUCACCCAGUCCAGCAGCCUGCAGAAGCACCAGCGCACACACACCGGCGAACGCCCUUACACCUGCGCCCAGUGCGGCAAGGGCUUCACCAAUUCCAGCAGCCUGCAGAAGCACCAGCGCACCCACACCGGCGAGCGCCCCUACACCUGCGCCCAGUGCGGCAAGGGCUUCACCAAGCCCAGCAACCUGCAGAAUCACCAGCGCACACACACCGGUGAGCGCCCCUACACCUGCGCCCAGUGCGGCAAGGGCUUCACCCAGUCCGCCAACCUGCUGCUUCACCAGCGCACCCACACCGGUGAGCACCCCUACACCUGCGCCCAGUGCGGCAAGGGCUUCACCCGCUCCAGCAGCCUGCAGAGGCACCAACACACCCACACCGGCUAGCGCCCCUACACCUGUGCCUAGUGCGGCAAGGGCUUCAUCUGCUCCACCAGGCUGCUGUCCCACCAGCGGGUUCACACCGGUGACAGUCCCGUCCCCAGCCCGGUGUGUGGAGAGAGCUCUGCCAUGGACUCCCACGCCCUGUCUCACCAACACGUGCACACCAGUGGCCAGCCCUACGACUGCCCGUACUGCGGUGAGGUGUUUGACAGCUCGCGGGGGUUACGGCAUCACCGGCGGGCCCACAUCGGCGAGCAGCUGAUCCCACUGUGACAAGAGAGCACGGGGGCUGCGGGAGCACCAGCGGAUACACACCGGAGAGAGACCCUUAGUGUGCGCUGAGUGUGGCAUGGGUUUCACUCGCAUGUCCAGCCUGUG
Messenger RNA from Amblyraja radiata (thorny skate), 2544 nucleotides. Its product is annotated as oocyte zinc finger protein XlCOF6-like. Lineage: Eukaryota; Metazoa; Chordata; Chondrichthyes; Rajiformes; Rajidae. Gene Ontology annotation, molecular function: DNA-binding transcription activator activity, RNA polymerase II-specific; RNA polymerase II cis-regulatory region sequence-specific DNA binding. The record is from RefSeq and is a predicted model, not a curated record. Bases 1 to 2169 code for a protein of 722 amino acids. The transcript has 3 exons. Gene Ontology annotation, cellular component: nucleus. Gene Ontology annotation, biological process: regulation of transcription by RNA polymerase II.